CAUAAGGCAGAUGUUAAUUCGGUUCAGUCUCGUGCGUGAUAGAGAUGGCAGCUGGUAACAAACCACUUGUUUACGUUUCGCCGCUGAACGAAAGAUUCGCAGUACCGGACGCUCCAAAAAAAUGUCUUUGGAAAGAGAGUCUCGGAAAAAACAUCCCGUCGCCGCACACGAGAGAAAACUGGAAACACAAUUACAAAAUUUACCCCGACGUACUAUCCCUGAUCGGGAACACGCCCAUGGUGAAGCUGAACAAGAUUCCCAAGGAAUACGGAUUGACAUGUAACGUCUUCGUCAAAUGUGAGUUCCUCAACCCCGGCGGUUCAGUCAAGGACAGGAUGGCGAAAAGGGUAUUUGAAGAUGCGGAAAAGCAAGGACUCAUCCAUCCUGGCAUGACCAUCAUCGAACCCUCGUCCGGCAACACCGGCAUCGCCGUGGCCCUCAUAUCCGCCAUUAAGGGUUACAAAUGCGUCAUCGUCAUGUCCGAGAAAAUAUCGCAAGAAAAGGAAGCAGUAAUUACGUCACUCGGAGCAACGGUAGUGAGGGUACCGGUUACUGAGGACUCUUUUUCGCCCAAUGGUCUUUUUGGUACCGUGGCGCGCUUGCGUCAAGAAAUUCCAAACUCUUUUGUGUUCGAUCAGUUUUCUAAUCCAUCGAAUCCGUUGACGCAUUACGACACUACAGCCGAGGAGAUUCUGGAUCAGUUGGACAACAAAGUGGAUUUAAUCGUUUUCGGCGGCGGUACCGGCGGUACGAUCACCGGGAUUGGCAGGAAAUUCAGAGAAAUCUCGCCAAACACGAAAAUCGUGGGCUUCGAUCCGGAAGGGUCGCAGUUCGCCUACCCGCCGGAGCUGAAUCGGUCAGACACAAAGUUCUGGGAAGUGGAAGGUAUGGGGUACGAAUUCAUUCCCGCUACUCUGGAUCAAGCAGUCUGCGACUACUGGAUAAAAACGACCGACAUGGAAGCGCUGCCACUAGCUCGCAAGCUCAUGAGGGACGAAGGAUUGCUAGUCGGCAUGAGCGCCGGGGCGGGGCUAGCGGCGGCCAUCAAGGUGGGUAAGGAGUUGAAAGCAGGUCAAAACGUCGUCGUCAUUUUGCCCGACAGUAUCAGAAACUACAUGACCAAGUUCGUGUCGGACCAAUGGAUGGAAGCAAAAGGCUACCAGCCUUGUGUCAACAAACUGAACCUUUGGUGGUGGGACAAAAAGGUGUCAGAUUUGAAAUACAAAAAGGCGCUAACUGUAAGCGCAGACGAGCCGCUAGCAAACGUCUUGGAUGUCCUGAAACGGAACAACGCACCAGGGGCGUGCGUGCUAAACCGAGACGGCACACUGCUAGGAACGGUCACAACACAAGCAGUGAGAAACAAACUUAUAUCCGGGACAGCGUCGUCUGAUGACCCGAUUACCAGGUUUACCGUUCGCGUUUUACCAAAAUUGGACAUCAAUUCAAGUUUGGGCAGGGCGUCCCGAAUUUUGGAAAAGGAUCCUUUUGCUAUCGUUAUCGAAAUUCGAGGAUCGGGAUCAUCGAGACAAGAAAUUCCCAUAGGAUCCAUCGAAGGGGAGGACUUGCUGGAAUACAUCUCACGACGUUAAUUCAGUUCUGAUAUUGUCAGGAAUAGACACUUAUGGCAGAUC
Molecule: messenger RNA, 1634 nt
Organism: Cylas formicarius (sweet potato weevil)
Lineage: Eukaryota; Metazoa; Arthropoda; Insecta; Coleoptera; Brentidae
Product: cystathionine beta-synthase-like
Exons: 10
Coding region: 45-1592 (515 amino acids)
Cellular component (GO): cytoplasm
Molecular function (GO): cysteine synthase activity; cystathionine beta-synthase activity
Source: RefSeq, a predicted model, not a curated record